UGAAGUGUCGUUGUCAAAUUAAAUUUAGACUCAUGUACAUCAUCACUGUGCUUUUACUUUUUCAGAACUUCAAGUGAAUUAUGCGAAGCUACUCCACCAAACGAUGUUUAAGGUGUUCGAAAACCAGGGGAAAAAACUGGAACAAACUGAACUACAGUUAAAAACAACCAAGAAGGAUUUGGAAAGAGUCUCACAACAGCUGGAAACCAUCACAGAAAAGUUUGGUCUACAAAAUAAAAAAGACGUUGAUAUGAAAGAGUCACAAAUAGAAAAACACCUGCAACAAAUAACUAAGUUUGUUGAAGAGAAACAGAUUCAGCUUAAAGAGAAAGACACACAACUGGAAAAUGUGAGCAAACAGAUGAGUGAGAAAGAAAAACUACUGGAGGACACAAUCAAAGAGAUGAAAACCAGCAAACAACAGCUAGAGGUACUGACACAGGAGCAAAGCAAUCUUAAGGAAAAGCUGGAAAAGAAUGAACAGUUGAGAAUUUCAGAAUUGAGUGAAAAAUCCAAAUGUCUUGAAGAAACAAAAUCUCUUCUAGAAGAGAGAGAUGCAAAAAUUAAAGAUCUGGAGAAAGAAAAAGAGAGACUUGAUGGAGAACUUCAAGACAAGGACAAACGUCUCAAUGAAAUCAAUGUUAAACUGAUACAAACUGUGAGAGAUGUUGAAAAGAAACAGAAUCAGCUUCAGGGAAGACACGUGCAACUGGAGAAUAUGCACAAAAUGUUGAAUGAGAAAACGAACAAAGGGAGAGAGCAAGGAAAGUAAAAGUAUUUGAGCAAUUUCAGCGUUAUGGAUGUGACAUUUGCAGUAUAAACUCAAAACAUAAAUUCACAGAGAAAGUAUACAAUAACAUUAUAUUGAAACAACUGUUUAUAUUUUCUAAAAAAAAAAAAAAAACUAACCACAGAGUAAUGGUAUCAGAAAAAUAGCAAUCUGCAAAAAAAUUAUAUUUUGAAUUAGAAAAAUAAACAUGCAUUAUGGAUAUGACAAAAAAGUCUGCGAUUGUACGUAAUACAAUAUACUGUGUAAAUUCACAAGAAAUUCUGUGAAUUAAACUGCAUGACCCAAAAUAAACAAUGCUAAUCAAAAGCACAAGAGUUGCUCACUAUAGAACUAAAAUUAUUGAAUUAAUUGUAUUUGAUAUUUUUGCAUUUAUGAAGGAAAGCUUGGUUAUGGAUGUGACAGAUGUGAAAUUGCCACUUGUGUGACUUUGGUAAAUUAAAAUGUAAUAGUUUGAAACACUGACAGAUACAUUUUUAUUAUGAGUAUUUAUUAUUUUAUAUUAUGAGUAUUUUUACAAUAGUGUAAAAUGCUUGUUUACACAAAAAACGUAGAAACGGUUUCUCUAUUUUGGUGAAAACUUAUUGUUUUCAUGGCAUGGUUGAUAUUUGCAUGGAUUUGCUCAUACAUCUGAAAAAAAUAACAGCUGAUGUGUUAUCUUUAAAGAGUAAAUCAUUAAAGCAAUACAUUACUGGGGUAUUUCAUGCACAUGCAUAUUUAGAUUUAAAUAUCUUCAAAAUAUAUGCCAUAAAAUUAAUUAAAACAAACAAACAAAAAAUGCCUCAGUUCUAUUUAAUUUGAACAUGUCCCAUAAUAGGGCCAGACAGAAUCUGUGGACAUUUUUUGCUAUUUCGUAUAUUAGGUUUUUAGUUAAGACACAUCUAAAAUCAGUCUGCAUAAACCACUGAUUUUUUCCAAAAUCCUGCAGAUUUAUGCAGACUGGUUUUAGAAGUGUCUUAACUAAAAACCUAAUAUACGAAAUAAUAAAUAAUAAGUUGUAACUUUAAUGUUUACUAUUCAAACCUUAUUAGAUCCACUUAUUUGAAAGCAAGUCUCUGGUGUAAUAUAUCAACUAAAAGACAGAAAAUAUGACUUU
This is a messenger RNA of Danio rerio (zebrafish), 1883 nucleotides long. The record is from RefSeq and is a predicted model, not a curated record. NCBI's taxonomy places the organism in Eukaryota, Metazoa, Chordata, Actinopteri, Cypriniformes, Danionidae.